GAAAUUUAAAAAGUCCGGACUGCCUGUGACAGGAAGCGUACUGGACAACUGAAGAAAUCAGUUAGCUAUAAACACAAGCAGUCGGGGAAUAUUAAUAUACAAACAUAUGAUUAGUUUCGAAACGAGUACCUACCUCAAUGUCCCGAAAUGGAGACUUAUAACAACCAGACUUUAGACUCACCCUCAAAAAACAGUUACAUCGGGAGCUAUUACCAGCCUCCAAACAGGAUACUACCAAUAGCAAGACAGCUCGAGUUCCCUGUCCACUCGUCCAUCAGGGUGGACCCACAGAUGACCAGUCCUCGGGUGUCCCACACCAAACCUAAUAUUGACAGCACAGCUGUUGUGGAUGCACUGAAGACCCUCCAGGAGAAAAUCAGGCGGUUGGAGCUGGAAAGGAAGCAAGCGGAGAAGAGCUAUAGUCAAUUCUCCCAUGAUGCUCGGAGGCAUCAAGAGGUCACAGGCUCUCACACGGUGCCCAGUCAUCCAGCAGCUGGCCUGCCUGCGACAGAUGACUCGGGAAAGAAAGAGCUGGACUCAAAGCUGCAGUCUGCAGAGGCUCGGUGUAAGGUCCUUGAGAAGCAGCUGGACUACAUAAGGAAGAUGGUUGAAAAUGCGAAGAAGGAGAGGAAUGUCCUCAUGGAGAAUCAGGCUUCACUGCAAAACCAGCAGCCGUGCAUCUCAAACAGCCCAUCUCAGCGGGAUAAGCUGGAGAAACUCGAAUCAGAGUGUCUCAAAUUGAGUCGGACACAAACUCUGGCUGAGACGAAGCUUGCUAUUCUGGAGCAAAAACUACUGAAAGAAGAGCAUGAGCGUAAACUUGUGCAGGAAAAAGCCGACCAGCUCCAGAAGGAGUUGGACAUCAACUUUCGAUUGCCUGUUCCAACUGCUGAAGAAACAAAACCAAAGAAGAAAACAAAAAAGACCACCAAGAAAACCUCUCGACAGAAUGAGCUGCCAUCGCCAAGGGGCCCAAGGCACAAACAAAUGCCAUUUGUUGCAGGAACGUCGACAAGCCCGAGCCAUUCGGUACACGCCAACGUACAGAGUAUACUUCACAUGAUGAAGCACCAUCAGCCCCAGCUGUGUGAACGAGUGAGCACGCUGCACAGGUCUGCUUGUGGAGCCAAGAAAAGCCUCCAGAGGGACUUCGCUUCAUCUUCUACCACUUUUCACGAGCCGCUGGGCUCACUUUCUGACCUGCUCUUGGCUCUGCAGGACGAGCUAGGACAAAUGAGCUUUGAGCAUCAAGAGUUGGUGCAUCAGAUAGAUGCAACCCAACAUUGCCAGCAGAGGCAGGACCUGCAGAGAGAACUGGAGAGGUUGGUCGCCAGAAUGGAGGAGAAGAGAGCUCAGAUCACAAAGCUCCGCAAACACCAGCAGACGGUCCAUAAAUUGACUCAGAGCCAGCCAUGUGCCGAGGAACACACGGCCAAGAAGUUGAGUGGGAUCAAACCACCUGUUCCCUCUCCCGUUAAGGCUAAGAGUAAGGGAAGGAAAGGUGGGACCACUCACAACAACCUGCAACUUCUCAGAGAGACCCAGAAGUUCAGAAACAGCCUGAAACAAGACGACAUCUCCUGGGAAACAUGAGGUUCUCUGAAAGACCUUUCUGUGAUACUACAGCUGGUCGAACCACAAGACUGCCUUUGGUUCCCUGCAGCCGGUUUUUCCCACUCUUCAAAUGGCCUCUGGGACGUUUUUAGUGUUAGAGGGAAAGAAAGGGUUGAUUAUGUGUUACUUAUGAAACCUAUUAAAGCAAUAGGUGUUUGACUUGAAUGAAAUCUAUCACAUACAGGGUACUUUAUAAAUAGAGGGUGUAAUGUCUAUGAAUCAUGACCUCACCCUGUCUCAUCUCAAAUGAAGCUGAAGUAAUCUAUUUUUAAUAUUUUCACAUUUUAAUAAAGUUUAUUCUCUCUGCAUAUUUAAAAAAUAUUUUUCUUCACAUUUUACUUCUGCCAACACAAAUGUUUUUUUCUCCACCACCAGUUGUAAUUCAUACUUUCAACCACUAGGUGGCAGUGCUCAUCCUAUUUCUAUUUUACAAAUAUGAAGGCCGUCACCCCACACACCCUGCAGUUGCAUGUAUAAUAUUAAGACAUGACUUUAUAAUGUAGCGUGCAGCAUCAAGCCCCUACUGUCUUGAAUAGAUGGACCAAAAAGCUCUGUGAGCUCCGUUACAGCAGCAGGCUGGACAGCUGAGUACAUGUCGCCCUGACCACAGGACAAACGGAUGUGGUUUUUAUCGCUGCGCACUAGUGGGAGGAACUGCUUUUUGCCACAGGAUUUUGCUAUCUCACACUGCCAAGACAGCCAAAUUCUCUCAAAUUCAUCAAUGAUAGCUCUUACUAAUUGUAGGCUGGUCAGAUGACGGGACACCUUUUCUUUGCUCUCUGUUUAUUUCAGUCAACCACUUUUUUAUGGGAGCAACAACCACAUGCUGCCUCAUAACAUUCCUGCAUUAUCUCCUCGUUAUCAGGCCUCGGUCAACAUUUUUAUUGUCUUAUAAUAUCACAUUUUUGAUGAGCAGGAAGCAUUUUUCUUUUUACCAUAAAGCUAUUCUCAGUUACUUCCUAUACCACCAACUCCACAGUGGUUGUUCUGAUAAAAACUAAAAUGAAGACAUCCCUGUCCAAGGUUCUGGGUCACGGGAGUAGAAAACAGCUGAUUGUGAUUGUUGCCUUCCACAUUCAGCCUUUUCAGUUAAUUAUCUUGCUAAAAUUGCUUGGUCCUGGUAUUCCUGGCAUGAGUUUACAGCAUGGUUAAAUGGACUGAGCUGGGCUACGGGAGAGAGAGACUAAACCUAUUGCAUUGUUUCUGUGUGCUCCCAUAUUAGAUUACAGAGCAUGACUGGACAUGGCAAUCAGGUUAGCUGAGGCAAGUCAAGCCUCCUCCAUGCCCACACAUCUCUCCUGACCCUGCAGCUCUGAUACCGUGUGACUGCACACCCCGCUCUUUGCCUGGUGUUGAAUAGCAGCGAUGUGUUCGGAGAGCAGUGUAUGUAGGAGGGCUGGGUAGUUGUGAGCCUGUAAGGCAUUUUUCUUGUGUGUGUGAAGGAUUUCCCAACAUUUUUAUGAGGAUAAAGAUACAUCUUAAGUGUACAAUUAAUGUACAGCUUACAGUCUGUUUCUUUGAGUUAUAAAUUGACAUGGAGAACAAUUGAAAAAGUAACCAUUAACAGCAGAUACUGUGCAGGGUUGCAGAUGUUUUUUAAUGACCACACACACACUAAAGAGAGAAGUUAUGGUGUGGUUGUCCAAAAUAAAUGUCUCCCCUAAAACUCUCUUUGGUUCUAGGAAACAGUGCCAGCUGGGGACUCAGGGCCACUUGGAGAAAAACAGUCUGCUCAGCACACAAACAUAUUGUUCAAGCACGUAGUCAACUGUACAGACUGUGAUUCUUGAGAGUGCGCACACACACACACACACACACACACACACACACACACACACACAGGGAAACACGCACAU
Anarrhichthys ocellatus (wolf-eel) is the source of this 3470-nucleotide messenger RNA. It is a transcript of the gene cep57l1, whose product is annotated as centrosomal protein 57, like 1. NCBI's taxonomy places the organism in Eukaryota, Metazoa, Chordata, Actinopteri, Perciformes, Anarhichadidae. The record is from RefSeq and is a predicted model, not a curated record. Gene Ontology annotation, molecular function: gamma-tubulin binding; identical protein binding; microtubule binding. The transcript is spliced from 11 exons. Gene Ontology annotation, cellular component: centrosome. The coding region runs from base 148 to 1593 and encodes 481 amino acids.